AUGAAGAGAUCAAAGUUAGACAAGAAUGUUCAGAGGUAUCUUAACCACUCCGUUGAUGAUGCUGAUAAGCAGAAGAAUCUGGAUAAGAAAGCCAUUCAUAAUAUACUAGAAAAAUUUCAAUCAGGUCAUGCAUUUAAUAUCAUUGAUGGGAUGUACGAGGAUCAAUUAGGAGAGACAGAUAAAAAGUUAUGGAAGUGAGAUAGAUUGCUGAAUGAGGGUAAACAUUCGUCUAGAAUUCCACAAGAUAUUGCAAAUUUAAAAACAAGAAAUUAUGAAAAUAGAGAAGAGAAUCAUAUUAAUACCUUAAACAUAAUUAAUCAAGCAACAUCCACCCCAAAAAUCCCAUCCAAGAAACUAAAAUAAACAUCUAAAGUCAAAUAAAAUGUCUAAAACACCAACAGCCUACUCUAAAACCCCAAAGCAAUGCUCAAAAUAUCUCCAAAAAUUAUAUCAGCCUUCAAAUGCCAAACUAAACUCAAAGAUACUCAGAACUUCAUCUAAGCCAUCUCCGAACACUACAAUGCCCUCUAUCAUCAGUGACUCGGCUACUUUUAACCCUACGAUCUCUUUCCUGCCAUCACAGACCUCCUUCUGCUACUACAACUACAAGAAAAGAAAUUUCAUACAUAAGAAAGGAACUCAAGAUCCUAGACAUAAGAAAAGGAUGGUAGAAACACAGAGAGUACUUGAUCAAGUCCUUGGCAGGGAGAGAGGUAGGAAUGGGCAACAAGAGACCACUCAUGAUAGAAUGACUCUACCUCUUAAUAUCCAUACCAAAUCCACUAUUUCUAAUGAAAAAUCACACAAGAAAAUGAAUAAGGGCUUUCUCAAGAAGGGUCAGAAAUCUAGCAGAGCCAAAAAGACGUCAAGGCAUAAAGAAAUAGGGGAAGAUUCUGCACUCAAAAAGAGUAUCGAAAGCAUUUCAAACUCUCUCCCGCCAGAAGAGAUUAACGAACGAUCGAAGCUUACAGAACUCAAGAAGAAAGCUAAAUCUAACACAAAAUCAACAGGAGUGGUACUGAGAGGUGUGGCUAAGCCUCGAAAAAUUCAAUCAGUAAGAUACCAAAAUACCCUCAGAUCUUGAAAUGUGUCUUCUGGGGGAAAUAAGAUGGAUGCAGUCAUGAAGGAUCGUAUCAAGUCUAAAAUGACUCUUCCUAUAUCACAAAAUCAUCAACAUAGAGGUAUCUCCGGUAUUGAAGAGUUUCUCAAGAUGUCAAAACGGAUAAACUCUAGUAAAUUUAUAACCAAGUCACGAAUCUUGAAAUUAGGUACUCAGAGUACCUCUCCAAACAAUAAGACCUGAAACAAAGAAGAGCUAACAGGGAUAACCGAAUACAGAACUCUGAAAUCACAAAAAUAGAAGUCUGAAUGAAAUUGAAAGGUCACACUUAGAAAAGAAUAAAGUCUUCUGCCAAAGGAAAAGUCGAGAAGUUCAGCGUAUUCAGGACAUGUGAAAAGCCAUUGAAGGUGGAGAUCAGCCAUUGAAGAGUAGGAUUACCAAACAGAUGAUACUGGAGGGACACAGACAAGAUAAAUUGAAUGCAACAAUGAAUAUCAUCUCUAAACUUGAAGGCACCCCAGCCUUUCUUUUAAAGAAAUUUUAUGAUUAUCGAGUUGAAACUCUAGAACAAGAGAAAGAGUUUGCACAAACUGUCCGGCAACAAUACAAAUCAAGCAUUGCAGAUCCGAGUAGGCCUGUUGCUCUCAAAGAAAAGGAGACAAAGAACAUAGCUGAGAAGGUGCCUAAAUUUAUUGAAAUACUAGAGGCAUCGCCUGAAAAUCUUUAUUAA
This is a messenger RNA of Moneuplotes crassus, 1790 nucleotides long. Lineage: Eukaryota; Ciliophora; Spirotrichea; Euplotida; Euplotidae. The record is from the annotation of a GenBank genome assembly.